AUGCUCCCUGGAAAUGAAGGCUCCUUGUGGGCCAUAAUAUACCGGAGUGACUAUGACUGGGAGAAGAGUUUCGUCUUGCAGUACAAUCAGUUGCAGUCCUGGCUCAGUGAUAUCCGCGACGCUUUAUGCGAAUCUCAGGGCUUGCAUACUAUGUCCUACGAAGACUUGGAAAUGCAGAUCCGAUAUAUUAUGUCCCUUCUUGGACAAUUUUCAUCGCAAGAGUCUAGCUUGGCUCAAACGUGCUUCGAACAACCUUGUUUUCCUUACAGACCAUUUGGUGUGGGAGCCAGUAUCGCUCUAAUAUGCUACGCUUUCAUGGGUAUUGACGCUCUGCACAUACGGGGCUACGAGUCGAAGGAGAUCUGGUUACGUGACGAGCUGUUCUGUUCUGCCAUGCUGGAGCAUCUGAGAAUGUCACCAAUAUUCCCAUCUGACCUCUCGAUGGGACAGCUGCAGUCCAUCCUCACAAGCCUUCAAAGGGCGUUCCAGAACGAAGAAGUCAGGGUUGCGGCGGUACUUCCCCAAAGAAUUGAUGUCAAAAACAGAGCAGAGGUGAUAGACUAUUACACGCAUGCAUUCUUAUCGUUAGAUCCGCUCCUUCUUUCCAGAAUCUGUCUGGUUUGGGGAUUAAGCCAUUUGCUAACUGCACCAUUCGUGAUUUGGCCACCACCUCUGCAAAUUUGUUCUACAGCAAAGAUCUGA
Molecule: messenger RNA, 702 nt
Organism: Penicillium manginii
Lineage: Eukaryota; Fungi; Ascomycota; Eurotiomycetes; Eurotiales; Aspergillaceae
Exons: 1
Coding region: 1-702 (233 amino acids)
Source: RefSeq, a predicted model, not a curated record